GUCCUUAUGACCUAAGCAGCGUUCCAUUACUUCCGCCAAUUGAGAUUUUUGUUUACCUUGAUUACUGGAAUCUGACAGGUACGGAAUGAACGAAAACGUAAAGCACACGACGAAUGCGUUAUAGGUAAAAGGAAAGGUAAAAACGGAUUAAAAAAAAAAAAAAAGACGUUUAACACCCAGCAGCCAUGCUUGUUCCAAUCUUCACACUAAAACUAAACCAUAAAAUCACCCCACGAACAGUCAGUUUGGGCAAAUUUGAUGGCAUCCAUCCUUCACUUGCAUGUGGGACCAUUGGUGGAAAGGUUCUUAUCCAUAGUCCUCACUUAAAGACCACACGGCAGCAAACUGAUGGUUUUGGAAGAACUCCUGAAGUGUCUGAUAUAAGCCUUCUCAAUAUAAACCAGCAAGUGAUUUCGCUUGCUACAGGACGCCUUGAUCCUGAAGUGCCUUGUGACAGCCUGCUUGUAGGAACAGCAACUAACCUCAUGGCUUAUGAUGUUGACAACAAUACAGAUCUAUUCUACAAAGAGGUACCAGAUGGGGCAAAUGCCAUAGUAGUUGGUAAACUUGGUGGUAUAGAGACACCCAUGGCAAUAGUGGGAGGAAACUGUUCUAUUCAAGGAUUCAACCGCAAAGGAGAGGAAGCAUUUUGGACGGUGACUGGUGACAAUAUUUGUUCUUUGGAGUUGGUCAACUUUAGUGGGGGUGGCCAAAAUGAGCUGGUGGUUGGAUCUGAAGAUUUCGACAUCAGAGUCUUCAGGGAAGAUGAAAUCAUUGCAGAAAUGACAGAGACAGAGGCAAUCACAUCCCUGUGCAGAAUGCAUGACACUCACUUUGGCUAUGCACUGGCGAAUGGCACAGUUGGAGUCUAUGAUCGCACUACACGAUACUGGCGCAUUAAGUCCAAGAACCAUGCUGUGACAAUUAUGGGCUAUGACCUGGACAAUGAUGGGGUAGAGGAGCUCAUUACUGGCUGGAGUAAUGGAAAGAUUGAUGCCAGAAGUGACAGAACUGGUGAGGUCAUCUUCAAAGACAAUUUUAGCCAGACUGUUGCAGGCAUUGUGAAGGGAGAUUAUCAAAUGAGUUCUUCCUCCACACAAGAACAACUGAUAUGUGUGUCUGUUGAUGGUGAAGUUCGUGGCUACAACCCAGCCCAGGCAGGUGUGACUGGAAACUUGAUGGAUACAAAUGUUGAGCAGGACACUAUUAGAGAACUUAGUCAGCGUAAACAGAAUCUUCUUCUUGAGCUAAAGAAUUACGAAGAAAAUGCCAAAGCUGGAAUGGCACCUGAACUGGCAUCUGGACUGUCAUCAUCUGUGAUAGCUGCUUCUGGAGCAACUGGUGGUGGUGCUCGGGGUGCCACCACCCUGAGUGCCAGCAGCUCUGUCAUUGGGGUUGGUGGGAGACCUGGUGUGAGUAGUGGAGGGGACAGCAGCACAGGGGAUGCUGGUAGCAUUAGAAGUACAGAGACUGUGACUAGCUACAAAGUAGGAGGAGCCAUUGGGGAAUAUGAGAAGGCUGCCAUGGGAAUGAUUCCGGCCAACACACAGUUACAGACAACGCUGUCUGUAAACUCUGGUGAUGGCACCAAGCCACCUCGUGUGGAACUUUCCAUCAGCACCACCAAUGAUACCAUCAUCCGAGCAGUUUUAAUUUUUGCAGAAGGAAUAUUUGAUGGUGAAAGUCAUGUAGUACACCCUAGUCCAAGUGCCUUGUCAGGAAGUCUGAAGGUUGCAAUAAUUCCACCAAAAGACAUUCCUGUCGAUCUUCAUAUCAAGGCUCUUGUGGGACACAAAUCCAGCACACAGUUUCAUGUGUUUGAGCUAACACGACAACUGCCAAGGUUUUCCAUGUACUCCCUUUGCCAAGAAGUGCCAGAGCCUCGCAGCUCAGUGACUAUGCAGCUGAACGAGAGAGUGCAGAGAGUCUUCAUGUGGCUAAACCAGAGUUUCCUUCUACAUGAUGACUUAACAGUAGACACAGAAGUCAAGGUCUGUUUCAUGUCACUUCGGGGUUCUGGGCCACUCAUCAUUCGUAUGGACCAAAUGGGACAGUUCACCAUUAGGACAGAUGACAUGGACCUAGCAGGAGAUGUUAUUCAAUCUCUUGCUCAGUUUAUGAAUCUGGAUGACCUUCUGACAACUGCUGAUUUUCCCAUGGAGAUUGAAACACUGAAACAGAUUCUUGUCAAGGUGGAUGAGUUCCACAGGGUACGCCAAAAGUUGACAGCAGAAAUGGCAGAUCAUUCAAACCUGAUCCGCAGUAUGGUUGUUCGUGCAGAAGAUGCUCGUCUCAUGGGUGACAUGCGCAACAUGCGUAAGCGUUACGUAGAGCUGUUUGACUUGAAUCGUGAUUUAAUCAAUGGCUACACCAUCCGCUGCAACAACCACCAGGAACUGUUGGCGUGUCUGAAACUAGUCAAUCAGACCAUACAACGUGCAGGCCGCCUUAGAGUUGGCCAUUACAAGACUUUGGUCAUCAACGCUUGCAGAGGUGCUAUCAAGAGUAACAACACUUCAUCUCUUUUCAAAAUAAUUCAGACAGGGCAGGCUUAGAUAAUUUGUUAUGAGUUUGGGUAUUUUUGUGAAAUGCUGGUGUUACCUCCUGUUACCUUAUUUUUGAGCAGCUGAAAGCCAUACAUAUCAUGAAAUCUUGAAAUCAUUUCACUGAAGAGAGUCAUUUGUGAUUAUUUUCUGAGUGUGAUAUGUUUGUGAAUAGAUGUGAUGGUUAAAAGUGAAAUUUUGAGAUGGAAAGUUAUUGCACUAAUUAUUAUACCUUUUAACAAUUCUUGCUAACAAAAUAAAGUUUAGCAACCCAAUUUUUUCCAUUCAGUUUCAAGAGAUGUCAUUCAGACUUUCUGUUUCAUUGUGAAAAAGGAAAAAGAAAAUUUUUAGAAUAAACAUUUCUAUGUAUUUGUGAUACAGUUCAUGGCCAUCGUAAUCCGUCCAUUUUGUUUCAUUUACAGCCUUGUUAAUAUUUGUUAAAAACAUUUUACUGAAGACGACUCUUUUUACAUUCAGCACAAGUGAAUUUGAACUCAUUCAAGUUCUAAAAUGAUUAUGUACUCAUUUUGUGGAGUGGGUCAAAUUAUUUAAAAAUAGUAGCAAGUAAUUUUAUUAAAUUUUAAAGUUUGAAUUGUUCUAAAAUC
Molecule: messenger RNA, 3148 nt
Organism: Pomacea canaliculata
Lineage: Eukaryota; Metazoa; Mollusca; Gastropoda; Architaenioglossa; Ampullariidae
Product: Bardet-Biedl syndrome 2 protein homolog
Exons: 22
Coding region: 186-2555 (789 amino acids)
Biological process (GO): non-motile cilium assembly
Cellular component (GO): BBSome; ciliary basal body; motile cilium
Molecular function (GO): protein binding
Source: RefSeq, a predicted model, not a curated record